Messenger RNA from Carassius carassius (crucian carp), 1366 nucleotides. RefSeq names its product protein APCDD1. Gene Ontology annotation, cellular component: plasma membrane. The record is from RefSeq and is a predicted model, not a curated record. Gene Ontology annotation, molecular function: Wnt-protein binding. NCBI's taxonomy places the organism in Eukaryota, Metazoa, Chordata, Actinopteri, Cypriniformes, Cyprinidae. Gene Ontology annotation, biological process: negative regulation of Wnt signaling pathway.
AUGGAAAAACAAGGUGAAGCUAACAUCGUCGACCAUGCCUACGGCACCACUGUGCUGAGUGAAACGAGUGAAAACGAAAUCCAAGAAAUGGAGCAGUCUUGUGCUAAUCUCGAUGACGAUCAAACUCCUGUAAAUAGUCCUCAACCCAAAAAGUUGAGGAAGAGAGUCGCGAAGGCAAGGGAGGAUAAUAGCUUUAUGCUAGCGAUUGAGUCUGUGAUGAAAAGAUUCGACGGUCUAGAUGGGAAGCUUGAAAACAUUGAAACGAGGAUGAAUAAUGUUCAAGAAGCUCUGAAAAAGUCAGAGGUCAUUCUCAUUAUCAGAUGGUCAGUGUGUGUCCUGCUGUGUCUGGUGUAUCCUCAGAAUCAGGAUGUGAGCUGUGUGGUCUGUGCAAUCGUCUCUCGCUCAGAUGAGUUUGAUCCGCCGGUUCUCCCGCCGCGGCCCGAGCUGACGGUGACCCUGAGCGGUCAGUGGGCUUCCCGCCGCUGCGAGGUCCGGCCCGAGGUCCUGUUCCUCACCAGACACUUCCUCUUCCACGACAGCAAGCACACAUGGGAGGGUCACUACCAUCACUACUGACCGGCCUGCAAACACCCCACCUUCAGCCUGUUCGCCCGCGGUCACUACAGCCGUGGCCCGCGCUCCACACGCGUCAUGGGCGGCACCGAGUUUGAGUUCAGAGUGAGUGAGAUGCGCGUGAGGCCGAUGGAUCUGGCGACCGUGUCUCUGCUGAAUGUGUUUAAAGGGAACAGCUGGGGUGCUCAGAGCUCGUGGCUGGUGGGCGUGGAGCAGGACGUGACUCUAACCAAUGGCUGCGCAGCGCUGGGGCUCCGCCUCCCGCACACUGAGUAUGAGCUCUUCCGAUUGGAGCGUGACGCUGAGGGCAGACUCCUUCUGUUUAACGGUCAGCGGCCCAGCGACGGCUCGAGCCCUGACCGACCCGACAGACGACCCACGUCCUACCAGACCCCGCUGGUGCAGUGCUCCGCCGCCGGGGUCAGAGGUCAGCGCCGCGCAGCGCCUCAGCAACCUGGCAACCACAGCGACGGCGGUCUGGAGUUUGGCGUUUUUGGGUUUCUGACCCAGAAUGCACUUGAGUUUUCCGUCAGACGGGACGGAUGAAUGAAACUGCUGCACAACAGAAACUGCACUUUACGAGAACGAAGCCUGACGAAGACUUUCACUCAAGACUUCCUAAAACAUGCCUCUAAAUCAGAUUCGAAGGAAAAACACCCCGAAAUUAAGAUUCUGUCAUUAUUUAUGUACAACACAGCAACAGUUCAUAUAAAGAUGCCCAUUUCUAAGAAAUCAUAUAAAUUGAUUAAUCAAUGAUAUAUAUGAAAGAAAACGAACAGCUUAAUAAUUUUAA